Jatropha curcas is the source of this 3569-nucleotide messenger RNA. Its product is annotated as stress response NST1-like protein. The record is from RefSeq and is a predicted model, not a curated record. Lineage: Eukaryota; Viridiplantae; Streptophyta; Magnoliopsida; Malpighiales; Euphorbiaceae.
UUCUUCUCCAUCUCUCUUAUCUUUUUAUUCACAAUCUCUCUCUCUCACACAUUCGCACAGUUUCUUCGCUGGUAAGAACGGACGAACGAGCCACAUAGACCGGCUUCGACCCGAAUCCGCCGCAAGACCCGACUAGCAGCUUCUUCCAUCUAUCCCGAUAUACAAUACCAAUCGCUGCCAUGAACUUGCAAUCUGGUUCUCGAGGAAUCGCUCGGCAUUGAUAAUCUGUUUCGACGGGAAGUUAGGGACUAGGGUUUUCAAUUUGAAGCAUUGUUUUGACGGGGUGUAAUUUCUAUUCCGAUUGCUAGGUUUUUUUUUUUUUGUUCGCUUUCAACACGGGGAAGAUAGGUGUGGGUUAAGAGGAUAAUGUGUAUACUGUGUGUGAUCCAGAAGUGGUCUCGCCGGGUUGCUAGUAUGCUACCUUGGUUAGUUAUUCCUCUUAUAGGAUUGUGGGCUCUCUCACAGCUUCUGCCGCCUGCUUUUCGAUUCGAGAUCACCUCGCCUAGGCUCGCUUGUGUUUUUGUGCUUUUGGUCACUCUAUUUUGGUAUGAGAUUUUGAUGCCCCAGCUGUCUGCUUGGCGUGUGCGUAGAAAUGCUAGGUUAAGGGAGAGAAAAAGGUCUGCAGCAAUUGAAUUGCAGAAGCUGCGGAAGACUGCAACAAGGAGGUGCAGAAACUGUUUGACUCCUUAUAGGGAUCAGAAUCCAGGAGGUGGUAGAUUUAUGUGUUCCUAUUGUGGCCAUAUUUCCAAGAGGCCGGUUUUAGACUUGCCCGUGUCCUCUGGAAUGGGAAUGCCUAAUUCUGGGAUUAUUAAGGAUCUGGUUGGCAAAGGUGGGAAGAUAUUGAAUGGCAAGGCAUGGUCUGAUAAUGGAUGGAUGUGCAGUCAGGAUUGGUUAGAAAAUGGCAAUUGGGUUGGUGGGUCCAUUGCAGGGAACUCUAGUUAUUGGCGGAAGAAUGGGAGUGGGAUUUUUGGAGAUGAUGAGAAUUGUUUGGCUGAGAAAUCUUAUUCAGGUGUUGUAAUUUUUGCAUGCAAGUUGUUGACUUCUUUUUUCUUGAGCAUUAGAUGGAUAUGGAGAAAGAUUUUUAGAGUUAGUUCAUCAAAGGAAGAUGCUUCUUCUGAUGCAGAUCAUCGGGGAAUGUUGGCUAAGAGGGGUGAGAAUGGGGCAAGUUAUCAUGAGAGUAGAGGAGAAAAAGCACGGCGAAAAGCUGAAGAGAAACGACAGGCUAGGUUAGAGAAGGAGCUUUUGGAGGAGGAAGAAAGAAAGCAGAGAGAGGAGGUUGCAAGAUUGGUAGAGGAACGCAGGAGGCUUAGGGAUGAGAAAAUGGAGGCUGAAAAAGAUCAGAGCAAAUCUUCACCACCCACCAGGGAGAAAGAUAGUAGGAAGGAAGCAGAAAAGAAACGUCAAGAAAGAAAGAAGGAAAAAGACAAGGCGUCUAGUAAGAGUAAUUCUGAUGCUGAAGAGUUGGAAAAGAAAACAGGCAAGGAAAGUGACAAGAAAAGAGACUUUGAGAAGAAGAGUGAAAAUGAUCGUCGGGAACAUCAGAAAUCAGGGACAGACAGUAUGAAGGGCCAGAAUGCUGAAUCAGGACAUGUGGUAAAGCAUCCAUCUGCAAGCAGUUAUAUCCGUGGAAAUGCUGGAACUAGAUAUCUGGAUCGAAUGAGGGGUACAUUCUUGUCUUCCUCUAGAGCUUUUACUGGAAGUGGUUUCUUUGGAAAGACUGCUAAUACUCCUGCAAAUAUUACAAAAGAAAAUAAGUUCAACAGUUCUGUAGAUCAUGGCCAUGCUUCUGCCCAUAGGAGGGAUGUAUGUCCACCUGAGCGUCCUGUUGGGAAAUCAAAUGUGAAUGGAGAUGAUAAGAAUGUAAACCGUCCUAUUGUCUCAGAACCACAACUAAGGCCAGCUCCUAAAAAAUCAUGGCAACAAUUAUUUACUCGAACAUCAGCUGCUCCUUUACCCUCAAACACAAAUGUCAUAAGUAGGCCAAACUCAAAGCCGCAAGCUGAAGUUCAAAGCCCACAUUUACAUGGGCAGUCAUCAUCAAUACAGUCAUUUGAUAAUCCAAUCAGUUUUGGGCUGCCAUCGCCAUUUACUCUAUCUACAUAUCCAAGUGUAUCCAGUACCAGUAGUUUAGGUUUCUCACCUCCCAUUGAACCAAUUUUUUCUCGUGUUGAAGGGUCCCAUGAAUUUAUUCCUGAGGAACCUGAGCUUUUUGAAGAUCCAUGUUAUGUUCCUGAUCCGAUAUCAUUGCUUGGGCCUGUUUCAGAGUCACUUGAUAAUUUUCAGUUGGACCUGGGGAUGGGUUUUGCGUCAGAUAUAGGAUUGGAGAGGCCUCAUACUUUGAAGAAUUUAUCUGCAUCGCCUGAAGUGAGCAAGCCAUCUCCAAUUGAAUCUCCACUGUCACGAGUACGAAUUACAGAUGAAAAGCAUAAUGGAUCUAAUUGGUUUCCGGCUACUCCUAAGACUCAGGAUUUACACACUCUACCUGUGGAAGAUGUGCAUGCGAAUGAGAAGGGAACGUGGCAAAUGUGGAACAGUUCUCCUCUUGGUCAGGAUGGUUUGGGUUUGGUAGGUGGCCCAGGAAGCUGGCUUUUACCUCCUGAACUUAGCAGAUCAACCAAGGAAGAUGUCUUGCAGCCUUCAUCUCAGAAAACUAUGGCUUCUCUUUUUACAAACGAUGACCAAGUCAUUUCUGGUAGCCAUUCUCCACACAAGGUUUUUCUUGGCAAUGGCCAGAAUAGUGCAGCAUUUAGUCCAGUCACUGGUUCAAGUGAUAAUGAUCCAUGGUUACAGAAAGCUUUUUAUCCACCAUUGUCAGCCUGUGAUAGCCAUUUCUCUCUGAAACCUCAAGAGGAGGGCACUAAGAAUGAAAUGAUUUAUGGGAGUCCUACUGGAGCUGCAAGCAACCAUUCUUUUGAGCUGUCUCAAGCUAACUGUUGGUCCAAGAAGGACUGGACUGUUCAAGGUUCAGGGGAAGGUGUUGGAAAGACAUCUGUGACAAGGCCCAAUAUUGGGGGUUUAUUCCCAACCCCAGAUGUACAGUCGCUUUGGUCAUUUGAUUAGGGAAAAGAAAAAAACAAGAAAAGGAGUAACAGUAUGAGGGACCUAAGUACACCUCCUGUUCAGAAGAGGCAAACUUCCCUCUUUUUGUAGGAAAGUUCAGAAUACUGAACAGGAUUGUAUCUUCUUCCUCAUCUUCUUCUUUAUAAGGGAGAUUGAUUUUACUUACGUUAGCAUGGAUAGGAAUACUCACGUGGCAUGCAUUCACUUGUGCAUCAGGUAACAGCUAGAUGUCAUACAAAUUCUAAAAACCUUUUUUGAACUUUGUUGGGGGAGGGGGUGUCCCCUUUUUGAGGAAAAUUAGUUCUUUUGAGAAUGGUCAUUCCUCCUCUUAGUUGCUUAUCUCUUCAUCUGUGAAAGAAUGUUCCAUGAAACAAUACUAACGCACCUGUUAAUAAGAUAACUCUUUUCUCUUCUUUUUAGGUUUUUCAAUUUUCCAUGGCUGGAAGACUCCCCCUUCACCCUAAUUAAGAAAUGCAAGUUUAAACAACCGUCAAAACUUUAAUUGCUCA